This is a messenger RNA of Cordyceps militaris CM01, 780 nucleotides long. RefSeq names its product proliferating cell nuclear antigen. Bases 1 to 780 code for a protein of 259 amino acids. The transcript is spliced from 3 exons. NCBI's taxonomy places the organism in Eukaryota, Fungi, Ascomycota, Sordariomycetes, Hypocreales, Cordycipitaceae. Gene Ontology annotation, cellular component: PCNA complex. The record is from RefSeq and is a predicted model, not a curated record. Gene Ontology annotation, molecular function: DNA binding; DNA polymerase processivity factor activity. Gene Ontology annotation, biological process: translesion synthesis; regulation of DNA replication; leading strand elongation.
AUGUUGGAGGCACGACUCGAACAAGCUAGCAUCCUCAAGAAGGUCGUCGACGCCAUCAAGGACCUCGUCCAGGACUGCAACUUUGACUGCAAUGACUCGGGCAUCGCGCUGCAGGCCAUGGACAACUCGCACGUGGCGCUGGUGUCGAUGAUGCUCAAGGCCGAGGGCUUCUCCCCGUUCCGAUGCGACCGCAAUAUUGCGCUCGGUGUGAACCUGACGUCGUUGACCAAGGUUCUGCGGGCGGCACAAAAUGAGGAUAUUCUAACGCUCAAGGCCGAGGAUGCACCCGACGUGCUCAAUAUUGUCUUUGAGAGCAGCGAGAACGACCGCAUCAGCGAGUACGACCUCAAGCUCAUGGAUAUUGACCAGGAGCACCUAGGCAUUCCCGAGACUGAGUACGCUGCCACCAUCACGAUGCCCUCGGCCGAAUUCCGCCGUAUCUGCACUGACUUGUCGGCCAUGUCCGAGUCGGUCGGCAUCGAGGCCACCAAGGACGGCAUCAAAUUUUUCUGCAACGGCGAUAUUGGCAAUGGCUCCGUCACGCUGCGCAGCCACACCAAUGUCGAGAAGCCCGACCAGAACGUCGACAUUGAGCUGACGGAACCCGUCUCCCUCACCUUUUCUCUCAAAUACCUUGUCAACUUCUGCAAGGCCGCGGGCCUGUCUGGCCAGGUCAAGAUUUGCCUGUCGAGCGAGGUGCCGCUGCUUGUCGAGUACAACUUGUCAGGCAGCAGCUACCUUCGCUUCUACCUGGCUCCCAAGAUUGGUGACGAAGAGUAA